GUACUCCCAUAUUCCUUAAUAAGACCAAAUCUUUCAUGUUUCACUGAAUUUCGAUCUUUCCAUUUUGGGGGAGUGCUAAUUUUCACUGCUUCAUUCAAUAACUAUGGUGGUCGCUUCAUCUGAAUCUUUCCCGUCAAGAAAAAGACAGCCGUCGGCGGGAUCCAUCGCCGCCCAAAGCCUCUCCGACCGCCGGCUCCUACAGACGCUUCUCGCAAUUUCGCUGGAAAUCUCUUCGGCCCAGCCAAUUCGUUAUCUCAUGAAGAAAAACACUAGCUCGAUGAUCAGAAGGUCAAAGCUGAUGAGCGUUCUCUUCGAAGAGCUUCUCCGGUGUCCGGCGACGUCGUUCCAGCCGACGGCCGUGUUGUGCUUCGAAGAGCUGUACAUAGCUCUGCAGAGGGUGAAGGCGUUGAUGGAAAAUUGCCGGAGCUCGAGCAAGAUGUGGCUGCUGAUGCGGAUCGAGCCGAUCUCUAACUCCUUUCACGAACUCGCCGUCGAAUUGUCGACGGUGUUCGACAUUCUUCCGGCGAAGGAUUUGAGUUUAAGCGAAGAUUUGGUUGAGCUGAUCUGUCUCAUCCGGAAACAGAGCUCCGAGAAGGACGCUUACCUGGAUUCCGCCGAUAAAUCUCUCCUAGAAGACGUUCUUCGUGUCCUGGACGGAAUCAAGCAAAAAAUUCCCCCGGAGCUCCAAAAUCUCGCCGAGAUUUUCCAUAAAUUGACUCUCAUGGAUUCCACUAGUUGCAGAGAUGAGAUCGAAAGUUUGGAAGAAGAGAUUCAGACUCAAUCCGACGGCAAAUCGAAAUCCGAUAUCCUCGCCCUGAUCAGCCUGGUCCGCUACGCGAAAUGCGUCUUGUACGGCGCUUCUACGCCCAGAAACGACGGAAGGCGGCGGAAGACGACGGCGGACGUCACUGUCCCGGCGGACUUCCGGUGUCCGAUCUCUCUCGAUUUGAUGAGGGAGCCUGUGGUGGUGUCCACGGGACAAACGUACGACCGUUCCUCUAUCUCUCUUUGGAUCCAAUCCGGUCACAACACGUGUCCCAAGACGGGUCAAACAUUGACCGGCGGCCAGCUCAUUCCAAACGUGGCUUUGAAGAGGAUGAUAGCUAUGUGGUGCAGAGAACAGAAAAUCCAGUUUGACUUAACGGAGCCCCACGUUACAACUAACGGAGCCGUGACCAACAAGGCCGCGUGGGAGGCCACCAAGAUGACGGUGUCGUUUCUCGUCCACAACUUGAAGGCCUCCCGGUCGAUUGAAACGGCGAACCGGACGGUUCAUGAGCUUCGGGUUUUGGCAAAGACUGAUUCGGACAGCCGAGCCUGCAUCGCCGAAGCUGGAGCUCUGCCGUUGCUAGUCAAGCUCCUAGGCUCGGGGCACCCCAGCCUACAAGUUAACGCCGUCACGGCGAUUCUCAACCUCUCUAUCCUCGAUGCGAACAAGGAGAGGAUAAUGGAGACUGACGGAGUUCUUAACGGCGUGAUUGAGGUGCUGCGGUCCGGCGCCACCUGGGAGGCGAAGGGGAACGCGGCGGCCACCGUCUUCAGCCUGACCGGCGUUAGCGCGUACAGGAAGUGCCUGGGGAGGAAGACGCGCGUCGUGAAGGGAUUGAUCGCCCUGGCGCGUGAGGGUCCCACGGAUUCCAAGCGGGACGCCAUGGUGGCAAUUUUGAAUUUGGGCCCCCUGUCCCUCCGCCACCCUUUCGACUAUCUUCCUCCGCACCACCUCUACCGCCGCCUCCGUUACCUGCGCGACGGUCUCCUCCGACGCUGGAACGAGCUUCGUCACCACUUUUCCCCGCCUGACCGCCGACAGCGCCGCCGCAAGGGCCAGCAGUUCUCUGACUGCCCCAAUGACGCCCUCCCUUGCCUCUCCCAGCGUGAAAGUGCGGCAGCGACGCUGGUGAACAUGUGCCGGAAAGGAGGGUCAGAGGUGGCGGCGGAACUUGCGGCGGUGCAGGGAACGGAGCGGGUGAUUUGGGAAAUGAUGAGACAGGGGACGGGAAGAGGGCGGAGGAAGGCAGCGACAUUGUUGAGGAUACUAAGAAGAUGGGCAGCCGGCGGCGGCGUGAACGAGCAUUCAAAUGGCGCCACCACAAUAGUAUUGCCAGGGUAAACCUAACCUGCUUUGCAUUAUCAAUCAAUUGAAGAAAUUAUUCUUUUAAAUCUGAAAACUACCGUACAAAUUGAACCACACAAGCAAAAAUGUGCUAAGAAAUGUUCAAUCUUUGUCAACUGUACAAAAUUGUUACUGUAAUAUAAUGGUGUUCAAUAAAAUAGGAGAAACCCC
Cuscuta campestris is the source of this 2284-nucleotide messenger RNA. NCBI's taxonomy places the organism in Eukaryota, Viridiplantae, Streptophyta, Magnoliopsida, Solanales, Convolvulaceae. The record is from the annotation of a GenBank genome assembly.